Molecule: messenger RNA, 6649 nt
Organism: Phalacrocorax carbo (great cormorant)
Lineage: Eukaryota; Metazoa; Chordata; Aves; Suliformes; Phalacrocoracidae
Source: RefSeq, a predicted model, not a curated record
CUCUAUGACGUCACCGCCGGAAGCACCGUCCUGCCAUCUCGGGCCCGGGCUUCCGCCGACGGGUGCUGCCGGUGGCCAUGAGCAAGCGCAAGGCUCCCCAGGAGAGCCCUAACGAGGGCAUCACCGACUUCCUCACCGAGCUGGCUAAUUACGAGCGCAACGUGAACCGGGCCAUCCACAAGUACAACGCCUACAGGAAAGCGGCCUCGGUUAUUUCCCGGUAUCCCAGCAAGAUCCGGAGCGGGGCUGAAGCCAAGAAGCUGGAUGGAGUAGGUGCUAAAAUAGCUGAGAAGAUUGAUGAGUUCUUAUCCACUGGAAAACUACGCAAAUUGGAAAAGAUUCGACAAGACGAUACGAGUGCAUCUAUCAAUCUCCUGACCCGAGUUACUGGCAUUGGUCCUGCUGCUGCGAGGAAGUUUGUCGAGGAAGGAAUUAAGACUUUAGAAGAUCUAAGAAAAAAUGAGCACAAGCUGACCCAUCACCAGCGAAUCGGGUUGAAAUAUUUUGAAGAUUUUGAGAAAAGAAUCCCGAGGGAAGAAAUGCUGCAAAUGCAGGAAAUUGUGCUGAAAGAGGUAAAGAAGCUGGACCCAGACUAUAUUGCUACAGUUUGUGGCAGUUUUAGACGAGGCGCAGAGUCAAGUGGUGACAUGGAUGUUCUCCUAACCCAUCCAAGUUUCACAUCUGAAUCAUCCAAACAGUCAAAACUUCUGCGUCAAGUUGUAGAACAACUGGAAAAAGUCCACUUUGUCACAGAUAUGCUGUCUAAAGGUGACACCAAGUUCAUGGGUGUCUGUCAGCUGCCAAAUAAAGAUGAUGGAACAGCCUAUCCACAUAGGAGAAUUGAUAUCCGGCUUAUCCCCAAAGAUCAGUAUUACUGUGGUGUACUGUAUUUCACAGGAAGUGAUAUAUUCAAUAAGAACAUGAGAGCUCAUGCUCUGGAAAAGGGCUUCACGAUCAAUGAGUAUACAAUCCGUCCUUUGGGUGUCACUGGAUUGUACAGACCUUCUACCUUUCAAAUAGCACCUGUAAUUUGCUUGCAGGAGUUGCUGGAGAGGCCCUGCCAGUAGAAUGUGAAAAAGACAUCUUUGACUACAUCCAGUGGAAAUACCGAGAGCCAAAGGAUCGGAGUGAAUAACUGCUUGUCUAGGUUUGUAACCUAGCGACAUGUUUUCAUAGCUUCUCCUGAACAUACAAAGUGUAUAUUCUUUCUUUGGAUGUUAUUGCAAAAAGGGUACAUUAUUGAUGUUUAAAGCAAGUCCAUGGCACUAGCACAGAAUGUGUAGUGAAGAUUAAAUCCUGUAAGGUCUCAUUUUGAUCCCUCCCUCCCUCCCUCCCCUGCCAAAGCUGAUUAAAACACUGUGUUUAACUGAAUGGGCUGCGAUACUAGAAGAACCUGUGAGGAAGGUGAUGUGGUGGUCCAGACCCCUUAGAGAACGCAUAUUGUCUUUUGCUUUGGGAUUUAGAGAAAAAUGAUCAGAUGAUAAAACACAGGUUUCUAUAAAACUCCUGAUGAGCAGAAAGGUCUGAUGUCAAGGCAAAAUGUUUCAUCUAACUUAAUUUUUUGUGGCUUGGUUUGAAGAUGGUGGCUGUCAAUCAAAGUUAAUGCUGGUUCUUUGGAGUCACUGGAAAGUCUUACAAAACAAUAUUAGCCUUUUAUAAAAGGCUAUGUGCUUUGAUUUGAUAACACCUGUGGUGAUCAAGCUAUUAGGUCUUUUCUAACAAUUUUAGUAGCCCUUGAGCUGUGAUCAUUCAUUAUUAGAAAAGUCUGGAUAUUUACAACUGAACAAAGCCUCCUUAGCUUGUUUCUUGUAGUUUUGAAAAAGAUGGUCAGAGUUCUGACGCUCCCAUGUUUAAAUAUCAUAUACACAGACAUACUCUGUGCAAACAUCACUAACUGCUUAAUAUCUAAUAUCUAAAACGUGGGCAGUUCUUGGAGGAAAUAAUGUACAUUUUUUUGCUAUUUACAUUGAGGUUGAAAGGAUUGGAAGUAAAACUACUGCUAUUGCAAAUUCGCUAAUAUGUGUGAUUUCUCUUUUUUAAUGCAGUUUAUGUCUGUAGAGUGUCCUGGAAUACUCAAUUAAACGUUCUGCUAAUAGAAGCUGCCAGCCUAAAUUGCUUGAGUAUAUAAUCUACAGUGUCUGUGUGUAGUAGCAGCCACUUUAUAAAUAACCAUAAUCAGAUUUGGCCAUGGGAGUGAAUUAGUACAAUUAAGAAAACUUUAAAUAGUUCUGAAACUGCAGUAUGAGACCAGUUUGUUUCAUAUGUAUCUCAGGAGACUAGGAGAAUUGUAUUAGGAGAGCAUUAUUCUUACAGCACUUAAGUGCCAUAAUUAUUAUAAGAUUAUUCUUAAGGCGCUGAGAUCUCUGACUCUGUAUGUUUAUGUUUUUCUUUUCAGAUGCAUAUUUGAAGGGGUGGGGGGUGGAAAAAAGCACCUAGAAGUGUGUUUCCUACCUGCACUGAGUAGAUGAAAGUAUAAAAAACUUUUAAUAUUUGUUAUGCAAAACAAUGAAUUAUGACUCCCGACUAGACAGCAAACAAGUUGAGGCAGGCUUUUCGGAACAUAGAAAUCAGGCUAAAAAAGACUGCCCACGUGCCUAGUUGCACAGCUACCUGCUCUAAUAUUUUUUUACUUAAAAAUAUAUCAGAACACCAAAAUUUAAUGAGAAACAUGAAAGGCAGAAAUGUCAUAAAUUCUAGUGCUGAAGUUGCACCUUGGCACAUAGUUACAGAAUGCAAAGUCAUUAUCAUUGGUGCUAUUGAAAUGCCACAUUUUUAUGUGACUAUAGAAUGCAUGUAACACUCAAGCCAGACAUAACUAACAAUUUUCUGUAGGAUUUCAAGUUCAAAAUCGGACAAGGAUGUUGUAUUCAAGCUCUGCAAUAACUGGAGCAAAUGGGAAAAGGAAACGGGCUACAUGUCUUUGGAAGACGACGCCUGAUCUUGAAGUGGAGUUUUUAAAGCAUUAUUCAUGUCUUUGUUGGCUGCUGUCAAAAAUCUCCAAUAAUGGAGAAUGUGAAAUCUGCUGGGCCAGUUGCCUUUUUUGCAGCAUUCUUAAAUGUUACAGGUCAUUUUGAUGCCAGGUGGAAAUGUUUGAGGGAUCUAGACUUUAAAAUACUCUUUUGAGCUUUUUGAAGAAACUGAUCCUCACUUAACUUGCUUGCCUAGGAAGAAAGGACAGGAUUCAAUCUUCUAGCACCGCAUCAGCCUAUUUGACACACAAUUGCUUAUCAUUCAGGUUUAUGGACUGAAACAAAUUUAAGGUGUUAAGGUGCUUAUGUGUUGCAGGCUGAUGUUUCCUUAGUUGCUGCUGUUAGCUUGCAGAAGGGGAGACCUGAGUUUGUGUCACAGUGCACAAAUAACUCUAGAUUAAAAUGCCCAUCCUUUAUACUGCUUUGCUUUACUAAUGUCUUAGGUUUUUGGCAGGUGCUUAGGUGUGAUCAGUUGUGCUGCUCUGCUGACUAGUGUUUGACAAGACAAACUGAAGCCACAGUCACAGCGCUGAAAAAAAUUCUGGAUGUUGAGCAGUGUCACUUGGAACUAACUGGCUUGCAGAUUCUGGUCUGGAAAUGAUGUGCGCUGUAAAGCCCAGAAGCACAGCCUGAGGUGCAAAGGCAGUUUUCUCCCUCUUGGCCUAUGACAAGCAGCAUCUGAUCUGCCUUUCUGUCCUUUCUUCAGCCACUCUGUCUUGUCCACAGAUUCCUCCUAGCUGCUUUCCCUGUGACAAAUCAAUGCUUAACAUGCCCUGGCUGUGGAUUAGUGACCUUCUUCCCCUGCCUCAUUCUGGCUUUCUCCUUUUAUUCAGCCCCAAAUGUCCUACGGAAAUUAUUUAAGAGAACCAGAGCAAAUCCAAAGGUUUCCAUGUUUUCCCUUGUAAGGAACACAGAACGUUACACCAUCAUGUAUGCUGAAGUGUGGUUUCUUUUAUACAAGAGCCCUCCCUUGCCAGUUCUGAACAAAUUUGUAUCUCCUUUGUGGAUAUUUCUCUUAUCCACCAACUAAUCCUUGUUUACUGGCUAAGCAUCUAUUACGGGUUUGGCGAGGUAUGGAGAGACUUUGUAAACGUGUGGAAAUUCUUGAUGUAUGUAAAGGGAUUAUUUUAUUCCUCCUCUGCACUGGCUCUGCUGCCGAGUUUGCUGUGUUAAAAGCGGUGUGCUUUUCUUUUACUAAAUGAUGUAUCUGCUAAUGUCCUCCCUAUAGAGUUUGUCCAACUGAAACUGGCUGUAAGAACUGCUCUUGUGGCUUUUAAAACCAGGAGAAUGUGUGGCUGUGUAGAGUGUGUUCUACAGUUGCCUCUGUCUUUGUUCUCUAUGUCUCUGAUUAGAGUGCGGUGACAUAUUCUGGAGAAUUCCUUGGAAGUUCUCCAGAAUAGUUUUUCUAUGUAUCCGUUUCUCCAGUUGGGUAAGCAGGUGUGUGAGUACUUGCAGUUCUUAUUUUAUGUGCUUAACUCUUCAUUUAAUGGGCUUUGAGUGGUACAGCAACACAGACGACUGUUUGCAAAUGUUGGGAGCUCCCGAGAGCUUUGUGUUGCCCAAAGACAGUGGUAGCAGAAAGCAUUCCACUUUUUUUUUUUCCCCAAGAACAUUACUAUGCACAUUAACUAGAUUACUGUUAUGAGAAUUUUGCUGUUAUCCUAUUCCUCAUAAGUGAGUCUAAAACAAAAGAAUGUUGUCAUUGCAUGUGACACAAUGGAGGUUAUGUUUGCAGGCAUAGGCUUUUGUCAGGAUGGACCUUGCUUUUACUUACAAAGUAAAGGAAGCACUAAUACAGAACAGCACUGUGGGUGUAGCUCUCAUGAUAAUUUAGUGUCGGAGGAGGCAGCUGAGAGCAAAUAGCCACAUGUUGCAGAUAUGCUGUGACAGGAAGAGGAGAAAUGGCACUGAAUUUCCCUAGAGAGUAGAGAAAGGAGAUGAUAAUUCUGAUGAGAGACUGUAGAGUCUCUGAAGAGUAGGGAUACUUUGCCUUGUGGUGCAUUUGUCCUGGUACCUUGAGAGAACAAUCAACCUAUCUCUUUCUCCUGAUAUUUUUAAUCAUUCACAGACUUCUACCCGCAUAAAUCUUUAAAGACAGAAAGAUCCGUUCUCAAUGAAGGCCAUAGAUCCUAUUUUUUAUGUAAGUGUUACUUUUUUUUUUGACAUCAAGCCUUGAUCCAGAAAUGUUGAGUGAUGAAGAAUAAGUGGUCUCUAGUUUUUUUUAGCAGGUAAAAAACAAACCACAAACACAGACACUAAACCCAACCACCCAAUUUAAAAGCCUAUGUUAGACAAUUUUAUAUAUUAUUUGACAACUGCUUAAUCUAGCAGCAACCGUCCUGCUUCUGAAGACAGACUGCACCUCUUCUCUUGGUUAACCAGCCUUCUCUUAGUUAAGAGAUUGAACUUUGGAACUGAUGUAGACAUUUGCCCACUGAGAACUGCAUAUUUGUCUGCUAGAUCUUUCUUCUGAUCUGUUUCUAGUUCUUUGUAUCUUAUGUGUAGACACCAGAAUGAGAAAGCUGGCUGUGUCCUGAAGCACUCCUAAAGAAUACCACUUUCACAGAUUCGCAGAACGGUAGGGGUUGGAAGGGACCUCUGGAGACCAUCUUGUCCAAUGCCCCUGCUUGAUACUAGUAUCUGUAUCUCCUUAUCUCUGUGUUGAGUGUCCUGGUGCAGUGUUGAAGCUUAUGCUAAGCUCUUUUCCAUAUCCUUACUUCUAAAACUUUUCAAUAUGGCCACAUGCUAAUGUGACCAUUCUCAGGUUGCACAUGACCGGUGUUCUUUGUUUCUAGAUGUGCUGUAGUACUUUCAGUUGCAGUGUGCUAUAUUUUGUUGAACUUGCCAUUAUCAAGACAACUACUCUGAUUAGUUGAUGCAUUUCUACCACUCCUAUAGAGUCGAUCUGCCCUUUUUAAUAUGCAAACCUGUCAGCUCUGAUUUUAUAACUCCCCUUAAAUCCUUGUGAAAGGUAAUGACUAUUUUGGAUGUGAGAGGAGGUCCCGUCAAGAUUGCAUUACUAGUUGUAUUUGGGACAGGAAUUCUGUUGGUUAACUUAAAACUUAACUAAAGCAAACUACUAACUUUGAAGUAUUAUAAAGCAUCAGCAUGGAUUGUGUAGCUGCUACGGUAUUUGAAUACCUUGUAGAAGUAUAGGGCAAAUGUAUUGCAGAAUUGCAACCUUGAAAAGGCAAGACUAUUUUAUACACAGUCAAAUUGACUAUUGCUACUUACAUAAUGCUUUUCUUGAUUUGUUAAUUAUUAGGUCCUGUAUCUGCCUUUAUGGGGCAGAGAGGAGGUUGCACCUGUAUUGCCAGGCUACUUAACCUGACUUGAAUGACGAAACAGAAACAGAUGUGCAACUGUUUCUUACUUUUAUCUGACUUAAGCCUAUGAAACAAUUACAUUUUUACUUGUUCUUAUAGAAUUAGUGUUCAUCACUCUUGGUAAUAGAGAUUAUAGACUGAUACUCUUGUUUAUCCCUUUAUUUUCUUCUGUUUUUCCUAUUGGGAGUUUAUUUUCUGGGAAUGUUCCCCAGCCCUAAUGAAUGCAGUGGUAUGUAAUGUGACUAGAAGUUAACUAUGCGAAGUCUUCUGAUGCCUCAUAGUAAAAAUAUCUAUAGCUGAUGUAUUCAGUGUUUUCUUCAAUAGUCAAUGGGAAUAAACAAAGUGAAAAUUUCA